Molecule: messenger RNA, 1915 nt
Organism: Cuculus canorus (common cuckoo)
Lineage: Eukaryota; Metazoa; Chordata; Aves; Cuculiformes; Cuculidae
Gene: IL2RG
Product: interleukin 2 receptor subunit gamma
Exons: 8
Coding region: 58-1140 (360 amino acids)
Biological process (GO): cytokine-mediated signaling pathway
Cellular component (GO): membrane; external side of plasma membrane
Molecular function (GO): protein binding; cytokine receptor activity
Source: RefSeq, a predicted model, not a curated record
GCAGGAAGCUGGUGCGGAAGCCGGCAGCCCCAUGCAGAGGCUGUUCGCACGGGCCCCAUGGCUGAUGCCACCAUGCUGGUGCUCAGUGCCUUCCUCAUGCCCAUCCUCCUCCUCCUCUGCGGACUGGGCCCUUCCCUUGCUGCUGCCCACAGCGCCCCAGGGGUGGAGUGUGUCGUCUUCAAUGAAGAGUACAUGACCUGCACAUGGGGGAGCAGAGAGACACUCACAGCCAACUACUCCCUCUACUACUGGUAUGAAAACAGGUUGCCUGUGGUGGAGUGCAAGCACUACCUGCAAGACCAGGAUGUCAACAUUGGCUGCCGCUUCAACCGGAGUGAGAUCAUCCAGUUCCAGCCUUUCCGUGUCCUCGUCAAUGCCAGCCUUGACGGCAGGACCCUGGAGAUCCCCAGCAAGCAAAUGCAGCUGCAGGACCUGGUGAAACCGGAGGCACCCGUCAACCUGACCAUUCACAACAUGAGCAGCAACCAGCUGCAACUGACCUGGGCGUCCCCGUACCCCAAAGCCCGGUGCCUGGAGCACGCCGUCAAAUACAAGAGCAACAAGGACACCAGCUGGACGGAGCAUAGGGUGAAAGGAGAUGUCUUCUCCUUCCCCAGUGUGGACUAUGAGAAGUACUACACAUUCUACGUGCGCAGCAAAAUCAACAUCUACUGCGGCAACAGCCAGCUCUGGAGUGAAUGGAGCAUCCCCGUGGUCUGGGGCAGUAACUCCACCAGCAAGGGUACAGUGGAAGAGCAGCUGCACUUGUUCUGGAUCCACACAGUCCUGAUCCCCAUCACCUCCUGCCUGCUCUUGCUGGUCCUUGUUGUCCUGCUGGUGCGCAUGGAAAGAGUGUGGGUCAUCCUCAUGCCCCGGAUCCCCAACCCUAGCAAGAACUUUGAUGAACUCUUCAUCACUCACAAUGGCAACUUCCAGGAAUGGGCUGGAGUCCCCAAAGAUGUGGAGGAGAGCUUCAAGCCCAACUACAGCGAACACAUCUGCUAUGUGAGCGAGCUGCCCUCCAAGGACAGCUAUGAGCCCCUCUGGGAGAGCAGCAACCACCCACCGCCUGUGAUGCCCGGAGCCCUGGCUGCCCCUCAUGAGCACAGCCCAUACAAGAACAGCUACGUGGAAGCGUGACAGUCCUGCACCCCACAUGCUCUGCACACCCACUGCCCAAAACUUCACUGUCCCUCAAGGCUUGCUCCCUGCUCCCACCCUGCCUCAGCGCAAUGCCUGGGACCCCCAGCUCUGCUCCCUGCUCCCUGCCACGGCCACACUCAGCCCCUCGCAGCGUGGCAGCUGUGCUGCCCUGCAGGGUGCUGGGUGAGCAUGGCACACUGGGUGCAGUGCGCUACGCCCUGCGUGCACUGGGUGCUCUAUUUGAUGCUUCGGGUGCACCGGGUGCUGCUGUGGGUGCGUUGCAGCGCACUGGGCACACUGCAUGGUGUGCCAGCCCCUGCCCUGCCCUUGGGGCACCCAGGAGGGAAGGGUGGGAUCCCAUCGCAAGUCCUGCUGUAUGCAGGAUCCCUUGUGGGGUCACUGCAGUGGGGCAGAGCUGCCGGAGGGCUGAUAGGCUUCCAUACACUCUCCUGUGGAACCCCGUGCUGGGCAUGUGGAGCUGCUGGGAGCUUGCCAAGCCCCGUCCCUGCUCUGAAGUGCCCACAAGCACAUCUAGGGAUGUGUCUCAGUGAGGGCGCCGCUGCGGCAGAGCGGCAGGAACCACCGGCCAACUGACUCCACGGGCACCAGGGCUGAGAAGUGCCAAGGGCCUGAGGGGCCAAGCCACAAGUGUCACCUCCAGCCCAAGGGCCGCUGCCCUGAGCCUCCAGACUGGCUGUCCCCCCACCCCCCCCGGGGCCUCACCACUCCUUUGCCUGCGUCUUGGGUUUCCUGCUGCAAUAAAGCUCUGCUG